Cryptomeria japonica (Japanese cedar) is the source of this 2135-nucleotide messenger RNA. Its product is annotated as aspartate aminotransferase, chloroplastic. The record is from RefSeq and is a predicted model, not a curated record. The transcript is spliced from 13 exons. Gene Ontology annotation, molecular function: pyridoxal phosphate binding; transaminase activity. The coding region runs from base 233 to 1636 and encodes 467 amino acids. Gene Ontology annotation, biological process: amino acid metabolic process; biosynthetic process. NCBI's taxonomy places the organism in Eukaryota, Viridiplantae, Streptophyta, Pinopsida, Cupressales, Cupressaceae.
GAAACUCUUCCUAUCCACCAGAUUUAUUUUUUUGUUCGUUAAUUCUAUUUUUUCGAAGGCUGUUCUUGAUCUGAGAAUACUUUCUAGAUAAAUUGUGUUGAAAAAGGCAGCUAGAUUUUUGUAUCUUGUUAUGACAAUUCAUGGUCAAGAAAUCUAAGCACGGUGAUCGGCUGUAUAUUGGAGUUUGUAGAUAGCGGUAGAAUAGCUUUUCCAUCCAUUUUCAAGCUUUGAAAUGGCUGCAAUUACUGCCGCUUCAGCUAAGGCUAUGCCUUUGGCAGUCGGGAAUAACUCUCAGUUGAAUAUUUCCCAAAAGAAGAUCGAGGGUGCCAAGAUCUGCCCUGCAUUUGGCAAGAAAAAGGAAUUUUCCCGUUUUAAAUUGAAGGCCUUACCUAAAGUUAUCAACAUGGCUGUUGCAACUGAUGCUUCUCGCUUUGAAGGAGUCACAAUGGCUCCACCUGAUCCAAUUCUAGGUGUUUCAGAAGCCUUUAGGGCUGAUAAUAAUGAUUUAAAGCUUAACCUUGGUGUUGGUGCUUACAGAACAGAGGAAUUGCAACCCUAUGUAUUGAACGUGGUGAAAAAGGCAGAGAAUUUGAUGCUUCAAAGAGGAGAGAAUAAAGAGUAUCUUCCAAUUGAGGGAUUGGCUGCAUUCAAUAAGGUUACUGCAGAGCUGCUUCUGGGGGCUGACAAUGUUGCAAUUAAGCAAGGGAGGGUUGCAACUGUGCAAUCCCUUUCAGGAACAGGCUCUCUUCGGCUUGCUGCUGCAUUUAUUCAAAGAUAUUUUCCUGGAGAGAAAGUCUUAAUCUCAUCUCCAACUUGGGGAAAUCACAAGAAUAUUUUCAAUGAUGCUGGUGUUCCAUGGUCAGAGUACCGAUACUAUGAUCCCAAAACAGUGGGACUAGAUUUUGAAGGGAUGAUUGCUGACAUUAAGGCCGCACCAAAUGGCUCAUUUAUUUUGCUCCAUGGUUGUGCACACAAUCCAACUGGAAUUGAUCCAACUCUUGAGCAGUGGGAGAAGAUUGCUGAUGUCAUUGAGGAGAAAAAACAGACUGCUUUCUUUGAUGUCGCAUACCAGGGAUUUGCAAGUGGAAGCCUUGAUGAGGAUGCAGCAUCUGUUCGGCUAUUUGUAAAUCGUGGAAUGGAAGUUUUUGUUGCUCAGUCCUAUAGCAAGAACUUAGGGCUGUAUGCAGAACGAAUAGGAGCUAUCAAUGUUGUUUGCUCCUCAUCAGAUAGUGCAAUUAGGGUCAAGAGCCAACUUAAAAGACUUGCUAGACCAAUGUACUCAAAUCCUCCUGUUCAUGGGGCUCGGAUUGUGGCAAAUGUUGUGGGUGAUUCUGCUAUGUUUGAUGAAUGGAAAGCAGAAAUGGAACUCAUGGCUGGAAGAAUCAAGGGUGUGAGGCAGCGACUCUAUAACUACCUUUCCACGAAGGAUAAGAGUGGCAAGGACUGGUCUUUUAUCCUCAAACAGAUUGGCAUGUUUUCAUUCACAGGACUUAAUAAAGCUCAGAGUGACAAUAUGACAAACAAGUGGCAUGUCUAUAUGACAAAGGAUGGACGUAUCUCCUUGGCUGGGCUUUCUUUGGCCAAAUGUGAAUAUCUUGCAGAUGCUAUCAUUGAUUCCUACUAUAAUGUGAGUUAAGCAGAACAAGUAAAAGCUAAACGUCAAAUAAUUGGCAGUUGGAAGUUUAGGAAUAGUGGAAGAGCUCCCAAAAUUUUUAUGCUGGAUUGCAUUUGUUAGUAAUGCAUAUCAGGCGUUCCCCUACUGUGUUUCGUGGUUGUACUUAGGGUUUAGAGCAGGAUGUCCAACGCAUUCUGCAAAGUUUUGUUUGGUUUAUUAACGUCUAGUUCAAAAAGUUUCUAAAUAAAAGCUACGACUUAUACUGCCCACUUAUUUGACAGUAGGGGUUACAUUAUAUUUUCAAACGAUUUGCAACUUAAUAAUUCUUUCUCCAAUUAUCAUUCUCUUCUUUGGAGAGAAAAAGGUAAUAGUUUUAAGGAAAUUUCUUUCUUAUGAUAGUUAAUUUGGUACAUUACAUGGGUACUAUUUCUGAACAAAUACUGCUAAGAGACAUUUGAGCAUGUCACAAGUUUCCAUUAUAUAUAACUUGAUGAAGAAAUUAAUUGUUUUGUGAAGCUUA